Messenger RNA from Labrus bergylta (ballan wrasse), 4399 nucleotides. NCBI's taxonomy places the organism in Eukaryota, Metazoa, Chordata, Actinopteri, Labriformes, Labridae. The record is from RefSeq and is a predicted model, not a curated record.
AUGGAGUGGAGUUUGAAGCUGCUGUUCGUCUCUCUGACGAUGAUGAAGAUGAUCUCAGCUGCAUCACAACAGAACUUCUGCUCUAACUCGACCGUGUUGAGGACUCGGACAAAGUGUCACUCGUGCAGCAUCAGCCUGUUUAUGUCGUGUCCGUCAGGGUACAAACGGACCCCCGGGACCCUGGCAAAGGACUGCAAGUACUACAUCAGGACGUCGAGUAUGGAGCUGCCAAUGAGCGGCUGCUCCUUCGAGUGUCACAGAGAGGCGAAGCUGAUGAGCUGCUGUCCCGGCUUCUGGGGUGCAGAUUGCAUUGAAUGUCCUGACCGAGCUGACAGACCGUGCAGUGACAGAGGAACCUGCUCAGAUGGACUGGGAGGAAACGGGACGUGCAGCUGUCAGGAGGGCUUUGCUGGAACUGCGUGUGAGAUUUGUGCUCUUGGUCGUUAUGGUCCUGCCUGCAGCUCAGUGUGCUCCUGUGUGCAUGGUCUGUGUGACUCUGGUCUGACAGGCUCUGGUUCCUGUACCUGUUUCUCUGGAUAUAAAGGUCCAAACUGUGAUCAGGAGUCAACGGCGUGCAAGGCUCUCACCUGUCAGCAGAACGCUCGCUGUAUGGAACAAGCUCUGACGGGUCAGCUGGUCUGUCAGUGUCUGCCGGGGUACCAGAGGUCAGGAGAUCAGUGUCUGUCCAUUAACCCGUGUCUCCAGCCGCUCUGUCACAACCACGCCACCUGCGUCCACUCGGGUCCAAACCAGCACGUGUGCGCCUGCAACGAGGGCUACAGCGGGGACGGGCAAGUCUGCAUGGCCGUCGACCCGUGUCAGAGUAACCAGGGAGGGUGCUCGACUGGGACCGCACGAUGUGUUUACGACGGACCGGGGAAGUCUCACUGUGAGUGUCUACCUGGAUUUGAACACCUUCCUGAGGGCGGCUGCGGCCUCAAGGACUUGUGUAGACCCGGUUCCUGUGAUGAACACGCUAACUGCACCACCGUAGAACCUGGACGAGUCGACUGCACCUGUCUCCAGGGUUACAUCGGUAACGGCAAAGUGUGUUAUGGGAACAUCAUCCAGCGUCUGAACAAUCUGAACACGGAGCCAGGAGGAGAGUGGAGGGGUCAGCUGAGCGACGCCAUCCAGCUGUUUGGCGUUUUGUCGUGGCCUCUGCAGAGUUUGGGUCCGUUCACUCUGUUUGUCCCCAUAAAUAAAGGAUUUAGAGGAACAUCAGUGAGGACUCUGACUGCUGACGUUUCAAAAGCUAAAUACCUGUGUAAGAUGCACCUGGUUGCCGGGGUGAUGCCGUUCAGUACUCUGAAGAAAACAAACGUUUUUUACACUCUGACGGGAAAAUCAGCCGAGAUUGACACCUCAGAGGGGGACUCUCAGACUAAAAUCCGUCUCCAUGGCAGCAGGAAGAAAGGUGUAAUACUGCGCUCUGACUUGGUCGCGUCCAACGGGAUAAUUCACAUAAUCAACAAACUAAUGGACAGUGUGUCCCCAACUGUGGACAGCAACACAAAGGAGAAUCUGUUGACGGUCAUCUCUGACUACGGAAAAUUCUACAAGUUCAAGUCUUUAUUGGAGAUGGUAGAUCUGACCUCAGUCCUGGACACUCCCGGUCCAAUCACGGUCUUUGCUCCCAGUAGCUCCGCCUUUGACAGGAUGACUGAAGGUCACCUGGAGUACCUGAGCAGCGCUGAGGGUCACCACAAACUGCUCGAGUUUCUCCGGAACCACCUGGUCCAGUCCACCGCGCUGGAGGUCUUUAACGCCGUGUCCAGCCCCAGGAUCGUGACAAUGGCCAAUCAUGUUCUGAGCAUCAACGUGACGGAAAACGGUCAGAUUUUUGUGGACGACGCCCCCGUGCUGGAGGCCGCGGUUGAGGCUAAAAACGGACGUCUGUACGUCAUAGAUGGCGUUUUGACUCCGUCUACCAUCCAACCUGUGCUGCCCCACAGGUGUGACAUCAACAAGACCAAACUCUUCAGGGGUGAGUGCAACAACUGCCUGAAAGCCAUACUGUCUCAGUGCUCGUCUGGAGUUAAUACGACUCCAGCAUGUUGUAAAGGUUUCUAUGGACCAGACUGUAGUCCCUGUCCAGGUGGACAUCAAACCCCAUGCUCUGGACACGGUCAGUGCUCCGAGGGGAUGGAAGGAAGCGGCUUGUGUGUCUGUGAGCAAAACUUCAGAGGCUCUCGCUGUCAGUACUGCACCGCCCCCAACAAGUACGGACCAAACUGUGACAGGACCUGCCCCUGUGUCCACGGGCAGUGUGAUAAUCAUCCAGACUCAGGCGGCCAGUGUAAACUGGACUCCUGUCAGAUGGGUUACACCGGUGCGCUGUGCGAUCGCAGGACAGCGGCGUGUGGCGUUCAGGCUCAGUUCUGUCACGCACACGCAGACUGUGACUUCAGCCAGGGAACCCCCAGAUGUGUUUGUCAACCUGGUUACCAAGGAGACGGGAUCACCUGUGUGGAGUCUGACCCCUGUGCUCCGCCCCUCAGAGGCGGCUGCAGCUUGAAUGCCAAAUGUGUAACGACAGGACCGGGGACUCACUCCUGUCAGUGUCUGAUCGGGUGGACGGAGGACGGAGACGAGUGUCAGCCAAUCAACAACUGCAACCGUCCCGAUAAAGGAGGCUGCCACUCCAAUGCCACCUGCAUCUACGUGGGACCUGGACGGAGCGACUGUUCGUGUAAGGCGGGGUACAAAGGCAGCGGCUGGAACUGCGAGGCCGUGAAUCAGUGUGUGACAGCCAACGGAGGCUGUCAUUACCUGGCCAGCUGUCUCCUGCAGUCCUCUCAGUGGACGUGUGUGUGCGAUGAAGGUUAUGUUGGAAACGGACAGACGUGUUACGGCACCAUCGGACAGGAGCUCAUGGUUCUGCCGGACGUCUCAGAGUUCUUCACAUGGACCACUGAGUCCGGUCUGUCCGGGUCUCUGUCCGAUCAGAACCUCACCCUGCUGGUCCCGUCGUCGGACGCGGUCGCUAAAAUGUCCCCAGAGGAGAAAAAGUUCUGGACCACCAAAGGAAACCUGCCCAGUCUCAUCAGAAAUCAUAUGAUCUCAGGUGUGUAUCCAUUAAACACCCUGAGCGGCCUUGCCUCUCUCACCUCCCUCCUCAAGACCACACUUCCUGUUUCAUCAACCAAUGAGGUCGUGUCUGUCGGAGGAGCGACCAUCACCGCCUCCAACAUCGCUGCUACCAACGGACUCAUCCACAUCGUUGAUAAGGUUUUGGUUCCUGACAGGAAGCUGAGUGAAGGACUGCUGGCGACUCUCGCUCUGAGGACAGACUUCUCUCUGUUCAGAUCCUACCUCAUCGAUUAUAACCUGACAGACGAGAUCGAGCAGGCAGACGAGUACACUGUGUUCGCUCCGACAGACGCCGCCAUCGCCGAGUAUCUGAAGAAGGCGUCCGUCACCGCCAUGGAUGUAAAUACAACUCGCUACCAUGUGGUGGCGACGGAGCGCCUGUUAAAGACCGACCUGCAGUCUGGAGGGUACAAAGAGACGCUGCUCGGGUUCUCCUUCCAGCUCGGCUUCUUCCCCCGAGACGGAAAGCUGUUUGUGAACGACGCUCCGAUGAACUCGUCGAACCUGCUGAGCGGUCGAGGAGUGAUCCACGGUCUGUCAGCCGUCCUGGAGAUCAACAGGAACCGCUGUGACAAGGUCAAAUACUUGAAACUCCAGGGACCAUGUGUGGACUGUUUCUAUCAAAUGAGUGAAAUCUGCCCAAACCAGACGAUUCAGGACAAAUCUGUGAAGAUGAGGAAGUGCCUGAUGAGACGGGUGAUUCAAGGAGAGAAUCUGUUGAACACGGGCUGCAGAGCGAUGUGUCUGAUGGCCAACAUGGAGCGGAGUUGUUGCGGGGGGUUUUUCGGGGAGCACUGCGAGCCGUGUCCCGGGCCGAAGGGUCAGUCGUGCUCCGGUAACGGACGCUGUGAGGACGGCACGGCGGGGACCGGAGUGUGCCGCUGUUCCAAAGGAUUCAAUGGGACGGCGUGUGAGAGCUGCGAGGGCGGGAAAUACUCCAUCCACUGUGACCAAGACUGUCGUUGUAAACAUGGCCGCUGUAACGAGGGGCUGAAGGGUGACGGGUCGUGUGUCUGUGAUGUUGGUUGGAGAGGCGUCCUCUGUGAUGAGAAAGUUGUCUCUGAUGAGAUGUGUGGGUCAGAUGUGAAGUGUCACUCCAGUGCAAACUGUCUAACGGGACCGUCCGGAACGUUGUGUUCAUGUGCCGCCGGAUUUGAAGGAAAUGGAACUUUCUGCCAAGCCAUAGACCGGUGUGCAGUGGGUAACGGGGGCUGCAGUCUCUUCGCGGUGUGUAAGAGGACCUUGCCCGGCCUCAGAGAGUGUGUGUGUAACAGUGGUUACCGAGGCGACGGGUUGGUGUGUGUCG